Messenger RNA from Paramormyrops kingsleyae, 3943 nucleotides. Its product is annotated as sodium channel regulatory subunit beta-1-like. Gene Ontology annotation, biological process: regulation of heart rate by cardiac conduction; sodium ion transport; cardiac muscle cell action potential involved in contraction. Gene Ontology annotation, cellular component: voltage-gated sodium channel complex. Gene Ontology annotation, molecular function: sodium channel inhibitor activity; transmembrane transporter binding. NCBI's taxonomy places the organism in Eukaryota, Metazoa, Chordata, Actinopteri, Osteoglossiformes, Mormyridae. The record is from RefSeq and is a predicted model, not a curated record.
UAACAUCGUGCUAAGCACACUUGCGUUCAUCUUCGUGUAUCAAGCGUAUUGCUUUUAAUCGACACAGGAGAAGGUUCGCAAAUACCGAUAAAGGCACAUAAUGCAGACUGUCGUCAUCAGCGCUGCUGGUAUUUCUGAUCUUCGUCCACGAUCGUCGCUCCUGCAGAUGCGCGCGCUCAUCGGCCUGUUCGCGUGCACGGCGGUCACUCCGGAGCGUGCGCGUAUCGUCCCCAGCCGGCUUCCACCUUUACCGCAGUAAAAACGGAGCUACUAAGAUACAGGCUACUGAGAAAGGAGCCGGAGGAUUCGUUACGGACGCGCUGAGAAAACGAGCUCGCCCUCUGAAAGGACAUUAAAGGACACUGCGCUAAUGUACGCAAUUUAGAUCAGAGGGGGCAGGUAAAACUGGACAUCAUUAAGCAGCUGAAUUCCUUUAUCAGUGAUUUUUUUUCUCGUUCAUUUUCGGCUUAAGCCUACCAAUAUUUCGACCUUUAUCGCGGUCGUCCUUCACUUAUUUACUGUACUCUCAUGUGAAUGUAUUUCUUAGAGCAAUAUUGCUGGAAUGUUUUUAGAGACAGACAUUAUAGGCACGUUUAAUUAACUAAUUAGUCUGUUCAAACCGAAAACGUCGCAUGAAUGUCCGCAGAAUUAUUUAAUAAGGCAUGCGCCAGGGACAUAACCGGCUUUAAUUUUUCAUGAUUGGGCAUAAUUAGUGCCUUUAGCAAAACGCGUGUGAUGUGCAUAAACACGAAUAUUAAUACAUGGUAACGAUAUAUAGUUAUUUGCAAGACAAAGAACAUUUAAGCGAAGUAUAUUUCACUGGACGCUAUACUUUGCACUUUAUUAAGUUAUGAAUCAUUAAAGGGAAUGAAUAGUUGUAUGCUAGUUUGCUUUCGGUGCACUGAUACCAGAAUCUCAGGGCGGUAAUGCUGAAAUAUCAGGGUGAAUGAUUUAUUCUGAUGGUGAGCUUCCUUCUCAUAUAAACAUAGCAUGCAAAAAUAUAGAUUUAUUUUUCAGUGAUUAGAAAAAUAUCUUAGAGUAUAUGUCAUGUUAAAAAUAUAUAGGGCCUACGUUUAUAUAAAAAGCAAAACAGGCCUACAAAUAGAUAUCAGCAAUAAACAAAGUAUGUAAUUGAUUAAACUGUGAUUGAAUAAUAAGCCAAAGACCGAAAGAUAGCACUUUGACGAAAGCGACUGAUAUUAAGUCACAUCAUUUUUUGUUAAGACUGCUUUGAAAUUUUUCGAAGCAGUAACUUUGCACAUUCUCCGCUUUUAGGCUGAAAUACAACCACUUAGGCUGAAGUGUAUGCUAUUACUGACGUUGAAGGUCUAAAACAAUUAUUUGUCUUCCACUGUCUGCACAACCGAAAUUCAUAUUCUUUCUGCACUUCCAGCUAUCCAUUGGAAUGUAAGUGAACAUUUAUUAGCAAAAGAAAAUAAUUAAUUAAUAUACUUAGGUCGGUGGCGUUACAGAGCGGAGCUGUCAUUGGUGCGGUUAGACUUACGUAUUUUUUUAAUGGCUCUAUGAGGAACCUGCGCAGAGUUGGAAACCUGAAGUUUAGGGUUUAAUUUCUGCAUCUUCAUAUUGUACCUUGAUGCAUAAUCAUAAAUAAUAAUAGCAAGUUUUGUGGGACCACUCCUCUUCAAAGUGACAUUUCUGAAAUUACAGUCCAGCGGAUUGCGAGUUUCUCCUACUGUUUUUGCAGCGUAAGGAACUUAGGAAGGGCUACUUGUAAGAUAGAAUAAAAAGGUUUUUUUUUCGUGAGAAUAGUCAAGGCCAGCAAAAAGGAGUUGCAUUCAAAAAGACUAGAAAAGGGAGAGGGAAAAAAUAAUUACAGCCGAAAAGAAGAGCGGAGCCGGUUCCCUUGCGGACUUUCCUGCUGGCGCUCGGCCGCGCACUCCUCUGCCAUGUCGCCCCUCGGUCUGUCUGCACUGCGGCUGCUGCUCGUCCCGGCUCUGCUGUGUGCGCUGCACGUGUCCCUGUGCAAGGCCGCUUGUGCAGAGGUGGACUCCGACACACAGGCGGUGGCUGGCCAGGGCUUCAAGCUGGGCUGUAUCUCCUGUAAGAGGAGGGGCGAGGUGGAGGCCACCGCCACUGUGAACUGGUACUUCCGCCCCAAAGGAGAACACAGCUAUAUUCAUAUAUACACCUACGAGGAGGAGGUACCCUCCAUUAUGAAUGAUCAGUUUGAGGACCGCUUGGACUGGAACGGCAGCAAGAACACGGCAGACAUCCAGGACGCUUCAAUCUACAUUCUCAAUGUCACGUUCAAUGACACAGGAACCUACCGCUGCUUCUUCAACCGCAUCCUCUCCUACCCCUACUACGAGUUCCAAACCACAGCCAGCAAGGUGGUUCACCUCUCCGUGGUAGCCAAAGCCACCAGGGGACUAGCAUCCAUCAUCUCUGAAGUUAUGAUGUACGUGUCCAUUAUCGGGCUGCAGCUGUGGCUCCUGGUGGAGAUGAUCUACUGUUACAAGAAGAUCGCUGCAGCUGGAGACGAGGCACUAAGACAGAGCGCGGAGGAGUAUUUAGCUAUAGCCUCGGAGAGUAAGGACAACUGCGCGGGGGUGCAGGUAGCGGAAUAGCACAGGUAUGUUUCUGCACCCCUGUGACCCUGGUGGCAGUGUGGGGGGCUGUACGGCCCACUGAGGCGUUUUUUCUCCGAUCUCAGGAUUGACACGUUUACCAAGACACAUCGCUAAACCCCCCUGCCAUCGCUUACAUAGCUCUCCUUACCCCAUCCCCCCAGCCCUAAUUUAUUCAGUGUCGGUUGUCUGUAGGGGAAUAAAUAAAGACAAUUUAUUCAUGUUUUUGAUGAACCUGGACCUGAAACAACCUUGUUAGCAAACACGGAUGACGAAUACAAAGCAGCGGCUGUUCGAGACACUUGAAUAGCAUGAUGUCACCAUUUCUGUAUGCCUGCACGCAGUGCGGCUGGAAUAGCUGUUCCUAUUGGAAUCCUACUGAAUAACGUGCCCCUUAAUGGACAGCAUGGCCAUGCAGUGUGACUGUAUAAUACUGCCCUAAGUUGUCGACUUGUAUCACUGUAUCUUGUCAUUAUGAAUUCUGGAGCAGCACAGACCCACGCAUCACUUUCAUCUUCCAAGAAUCAGUUCACCUAAAAAUGAUCCACAGAUUUGUAAAGCUUUAUAGGUCAUGCAGAUUUAUUUAUGCAUUAAAUAGUUCUGAAAGAAUAUUAUAGUAUGCAUAUGACUUGUCAUCUGUUCAAUGCCAAGAGGUCAUUCGAAGGGAUCUUCCCUAGUGAUGCUGGGGGAGGGGGGUCGUUCUAAAACUAGUACAACCCAGUCAAAAGCUUUCCUGCAUACAUAGCUUGAAUUGCACAGCCUAUUAGAUACCUUAGCCAUCUCUGUACAUAGGCUUCAGUGUCUCUCUGCCUUUUCUAGCAUGUCUUCUACUGUGAGAUGUUUCUAAUAUUAGAUGUACUACACCUUGGUGCAGGAAUUACCUGCAUCUAUCAGGGGACAACAUGAAUGGCUAAAGAAACAGAGUCAGAAUUAGACUAUGUAUGCAUAGAUUUGUGAUUGUUCUCAAGGUGUAUCUUAACUGUAGAAGUUACUUAUACAAUUAUCUUAAAAGUUAUCUUGAACUUUAUGUGUCAUUUGUAUUACAUGUUUUCCCUUGCACUAGUUAGAUAGAUCAACCCAAUCAAAAGAUAUUCUGCUUAUAAAGGUGACACAUCUGACCAAGCAAUAAAAAGUAGAAUACUGUUAGACAAUGUGAUGAGUGCCAGGACUGUAGUUCUAACAGCAAGACUUGAGGUGCAGUUACAUGUUUCUACCAAAAGGUGGCGCAGUAUAACAGCAUGUUCUUUAAGAAACCUUUACAGAUUAGGCACAGAGAAACGGUGCAUGUGUGAAGGCUGUUGCUUUGGGUUAUGAUCUGUAUCUCUCAAUGUAUGCAAAUAAAACACCUACUGACA